Messenger RNA from Daucus carota subsp. sativus, 6606 nucleotides. RefSeq names its product F-box protein At3g07870. NCBI's taxonomy places the organism in Eukaryota, Viridiplantae, Streptophyta, Magnoliopsida, Apiales, Apiaceae. Gene Ontology annotation, molecular function: protein binding. The coding region runs from base 5171 to 6364 and encodes 397 amino acids. The record is from RefSeq and is a predicted model, not a curated record. The transcript has 8 exons.
UUUGAGAUCAAGAUGGACCCGCUGGGGGUCCAAGGGGAGCUGGGUUGGGAAUUGGGAUGGGGAAAAAUGGUGGGCGAAGUUUUCCUCCGGCGAGAUGGAUUGAAUGAUGUGAUUUAGUGUGCCUGAUCUAUAGUCGUGAAACUAAAAUCUUUCAUAAAAACCAUAGAGAAAAAGGGUUCUGAACUAGAGCAAAGGAGUAUAUCUCAGCUUGCUAAGCAAUUCUUGGGUUUCUCCAUCCUUGACAGAGGGACCAAAGGCGGUGCAAAACGUGGUCGAUAUCAUUUCUAACGUAAAUGUUAUUGACUUUAUAUGUCACAAGCAAGUUGCUGAAACUGAAACACAUUCAACAUAAACCCUAUAAAAAGCAAUUUCACUGCAUCUGCUUUUGUCCCUGCUCGAAACAAUAGUUUCACCUCUUCUUUGUCCUCCAAGUUCUUUUUCCAGGUGAAUCCGGGAAGGUCUGCUGGCUUUUCCUGAUUAUGUUGCGAAGAGUUUAAGCAGAGCAUGUAGGUGUUGAAUGCAGGCAAGUUUAAAAAGUGAAAUGGAAAAGAUGCAUAACUUUGGGGUUCGUAAGCUGUGCUCAAUGUUUAGCGAAAGCUUUUAAGCUGGCAAGUAGCAGAAACUGAAAUGCAUUCAACAUUAACCCUAUAAAUAGCAAUUUCACUGCAUCGGCUUUUGUCCCUGCAGCUCGCAACCAUAGUUUUACCUCUACUUUCUCCUCUAAGUUCUUUUUCCAGAAAAUAACCAAUAUAAUAUGGUAUCAGAGUAAUUACGAUAUCAAUUGGCGUUACGCUUCUUCCUAGUAUAAAUGGGAGGCACAAGUGUUGUGCUUUAUGAACUUCUAAUUCCUACAUUUGAUUGAUAAAACUAUGAGUGUUGGAAGAACAAGAUGAGGACCUUGCCGUUGUCUCAAAAUCUAUGGAGCUUUGUUGAAUCUGAGUAUACUGAGCCCGAAAAUGAGACUUCUCUAACUGAUUCUGAGAAAAAAAUGACAGUCGAAUGAAGGAUUCCAAGGCAUUACUCUUCAUACAAUAGGGAGUUUCAGCCACAAUAGUUUCCAGAAUUUGUGAUGCCACCUAAUUAAGCAAAGGAAGCAUGAGAGAUUUUGAAAAAGGAAUUUCAAGACAACACCAAAGUGAUGAGAAUCAAACUCCAAUCGCCGAUGCGUGAAUUCAAGAAUUUGAAGAUGAAAUAUUCAGAGAGCAUGCAAGAUUAUUUCUCAAGAAUGAUGGAUGUUGUCAAUCAACUACGUUCAUAUGGUUGAACAUAUGACUAAACAAAAAAUCAUAGAUAAGAUACUACUUAGCCUACCAGAGAAGUACGAUUAUAUUAUUGCUGCAAUUAAAGAAGCAAAUGACACUACUAAUCUGUCUGUAGAAGAACUAAUGGGUUCACUUAGAGCUCAUGAACAAAGGAAGUAAAAACAUGCUGAUAAGUUUCUCGAUAAUGUCUCCGAACAAGACUAAAUUUUGAUGGACAAAAAAAGAAUUGGAGAAGGAGUUCAAAUUUCAAGCCUAGCUGAUGAGAUGGAAUGGAAAAAAUGAAACUAUCAUUCUAGUCCAAAUGAAAUUGAAAGAAAAGCCGAACAAGGUAUGAUUUCCAGAUUUUCUAAACCUUUGUAAAAAACCAAAUCAUUAUUCUUCGGAGUGUUUGGAGUGUUGGCAUCGUGGGAAGCCUCAAAAUAUAUUAAGUGUAGGCUAACUGGUUCAAAAUGGCCAUAGUGUCAAAUUUCAAGAUUAGUGCAAAAUCUAUGACAAAUCUAAUACCUUGAUAGCAAGAAUUUAAAUGGAUAGAAUUAGAAGUUUCCCAAUUGAGUUCAGAUAUUCAAGACAUAUUGAUUUACGAGGUGAAGUCGAGGAAGAUAUUUAGAUAUGACACAAGGGAUUUUGUCAUUUAAAUUUCAAUGGUCUAAAGCUACUGCAGAGAUUAAAUAUGGUACAUGUGCUACCAAAAUUUACAGGUGAAGCUGGAGUUUGUGAAGGAAGUGCAACAAGAAAACCACAUAGAGAAUAUUUGCCAAAAUAUAGGUCAUGGAGGGCGAGAGCUGCUUUGGAAUUAACUCAUACCAACUUAUGCGGUCCGAUUAAAAAUCCCUCACUUAGUUAAAACAUGUAUUUUCUUAUCUUUUUUACCAGGAUGACGCGGGUUUAUUUCUUGAAAGAAAAAUCAGAAACUUUUUCAAUAUUCAAAAGAUUCAAAGCUUUCGGGGGAAAGCGAAGUGGCAAAUCAAUUAAAGUGAUCAGAAGUGACAGUGACGGAGAAUAUACUUCUAUUCAAUUUUAUUAUUAUUGCAAAGAGGAAGGGAUUUGGAAGCAACUAACUUCAGGUUAUAGCCCACAACAAAACGGCAUUGUUGAGUGCAAAAAUCGCACCAUUGUAGAGAUGGCAUGAUCAAUGAUUCAUAAGAAAAGUAUGCCUACAAAAUUUUGGGCAGGGGCCGCACUCAUACAACUAUUUAUAUUCUGAAUAGAUGUCCAACUAAAGCUGUUUAUGGAGAAACUCCUAUUGAAGCUUGGAGCAGAACAAAAUCAGAGGUGAGUAAUUUUAAGAUAUUUGGUAGUAUGUUUUAUGCUCAUAUUCCUAAAGAAAAGAGAUACAAGCUUGAUAAAAAGAGUGAAAGAUGUAUAUAUUUGGGUUAUGACGAUGAAACAAAAGCAUACAGAUUAUAUAAUUUGGAGACUCGUAAUUUAAUGAUCAGUAGAGAUGUUAUAUUCAAUGAAAAGGCUUUUUCGGGCUGGAAAAAUAACAAAGUGCAGGAGCUUCGUGAUGAUGGUUUAGAAACGAAUGGAGGGGAUUCUUAAUCUCCUGGAAUCGCUCCAGCUCAGUCUCCAAAUACAUCAAGUUCUGGCUUGUCAAGCCUGCAGACUCAAAAUAGUACUCCACCAUGAAAAUUCAGAAGCCUGCAUGAUGUGUAUGAGACCUGCAAUUGUGUCUCGACUAAACCAAUCAUGUUUGAAGAAUCUGAAAAAUAUAAUGUUUGGCAAAAGGCCAUGGAAGAAGAAAUCAAGGUGAUUGAGAAAAAUCAAACUUUGGAACUUGUGGAACGUCCUAAUGCAGAAAAGUCAUUGGACUAAAGUGGAUUUACAAGAGAAAAUUGAACCCAAAUGGAACAAUACAGAAACACAAAGCUAGAAUCGUAGCCAAAGGUUAUUCACAAAAACAACGUUUGCUCCAGUUGCUUGACAUUAGAGCUGUGAUUGCAUUGGCAGCCCAAAACAGGUGGCCCUUUUACCAAUUCUAUAUGAAGUCAGCGUUUUUAUAUGGGGUGCUCACUGAAGAAAUAUAUGUGGAGCAGCCACAAAGAUUAUUCAUUAUUAAGGGGGAGGAAGAUAAAGUGUAUAAACUAAAGAAGACGUUAUAUGGGCUUAAGCAGGCUCGCCGAGGGCCUGCUUCAUGAAAAAUGGUUUCAAGAAAAGUAGGAGCGAGCCGACCUUGUAUGUGAAGAUUAAUGGCACUGAAGUGUUAAUUGUCUCACUUUAUGUUGAUGAUUUGGUUAUAACCGGGAGCAAUGAUAAAAUGAUUCAAGAUUUUAAAGAUGAUAUGAUGCUGAAGACUUAUGAGAUGAAUGAUUUCGGUUUAUUACAUUAUUUUCUUGGAAUAAAAAUACAUCAAGGAGCUGGUGGUAUUUUUAUUUCACAAAGAUAAUACACUGAGGAUAUGCUAAAGAAAUUUAAGAUGUUUGGUUGUAAAUCAGUAAGUGCUCCAUUACAGAUACAUGAAAAGUUUAAGCAAGAUGAUGGUGCAAAAAAUGUAGAUGCUUCUGCAUAUCGUAGCUUGAUUGGGAGUCUUUUAUAUCUAACAUCUACCCGGCCCGAUAUAAUGUAUGCAUCAAGUUUACUGUCCAGGUUUUGCAAAAUCCAAGUCAAAUUUAUUUAGGAGCAGCCAAGAGAGUUUUACGAUAUCUUCAAGGAACAUCGACUAUGGCAUUUUCUAUAAAUAUGUGGAGAAUCCAAAAUCUGUUGGAUUAAUUGGUUUUACUGAUAGUGACUGGGAUGGAUCAAGCAAAGAUUGCAAGAGUACAUUAGGCUAUGUUUUUUCCUUUGGCUCAGGUGCAUAUUCACGGGCCUCAAAGAAGCAGAAAUGUGUGGCACUUUCAUCAGCAGAUUUUGAGUAUAUAGCUGCAUCAAAAGCUGUUUCUCAAGCAAUAUGGUUACGUAGAAUUCUGAAGGACGUUGGACAGAAAUAAGAAAGUAGCACAAUUAUUUAUCAUGACAACAAGUCUGCAAUGGACAUUGCUCUAAAUCCGGUUUGCCAUGACACAACAAAGCACAUUGCAGUCAAAUAUCAUUUCAUAAGAGAAGGAAUUGGAGAUAGAGUAGUAAAACUGGAAUUCUGUCCCACAAGUGAUAAUCUAGCUGAUAUUCUUACAAAGGUGCUACCAAAGAACAAGUUUAAUUUUCUGCGGUAGCAACUUGGAGUAACCAGAAAAUGCAUUAAGGGGGAGUGAUGAAGUUAAUGCAUUUUCAGAAUUCACUGUAAGUGAAUCCAGAGAGACAUGUCUGUGGAAAUUUCUGAAUUAAAUGUAUUAAAAGUCAGUUUAUCAUCUUGAAGAAUCACAUGUACUAGACUACUAGUAUAAAUCAGAAUUCUUUGUAAUCUCGCAAUAACAACAGAAUUAUAAAAGAAUAAUAUUAUCAAUCUCCACCAUUUCUUUUCUGAUUUUUAUAUGAGAGUUCUGCAGUAGCAACUCAUGUAUCUCCUAUUAUAGUGUGUUCUUUGAAGAAAAUAACCAACAAGGAAGACUGGAGACUGCUUGUCUAAUUGCUUGUGCAAUGAGCAGGACCAAAAUAAUCCUAAUUACUUUAUAAACAUUGUGCAUGCAGUUCUGAGUGAAAGUGCUCAUACAUUGGGGAAAAAAAUUAGUUCAAAGAAGCCUUAAAAGCAAGCACCAUCUUAUUCGAAUGUUACUGAAGAGAGUAAUUUGGAGACUGGAGACUCUGUCAGCAGCAAUGUCGAGACAUAUACAACUGAUAAUGUUUCUUUGUUUAGUUCAUCUCAUAAAGAGGGCUACAGUUCAACAGUAUCUGCAUUCAUCCUUAUAAAAGUUAUAAAAUCUGUGCAGUUCAGAACCAAAGAUUCAGAUGUUAUACACCAGAAAAGAAAAUAGGUCAAAUGAAGCACCAUUCGAUUCAGAUGUUGCUAAAGAGAGAGAUUUAGAGGACCCAAGACAAUGUCAGCAGCAGUUUCGAGACAUAUGGAGCGCCUGAGAAUGCAGGCAUGCAUAAGAGAUGGAAAGUUCCCCGCUAUGGAUUUGCCGGCAGAGUUGCUGGCUGAAAUUGUAUCAAGAACUCCAGCUAGGACAAUAGUCUAUUGCAAAUCUGUAUGCAAAAAGUGGCGCAACAUACUCUCAGAAUCGUAUUUUGCUAACCUACAUCUCUCGAGAUCAUCUGAAGAGUUUAUAAUUCAUCAAGGCAGCAGGGACGACGAAUAUGCUAUCCUUACUCUGAUUGAACUAGAAGACGAAAGUGAACAACAUGAUAUUCACCCUGACCCUCUGAUGCGAUUUGACCUAGGACUUAACUUUGAAUGUGAAGUGAUGUGUUUAAGUGGUUCAGUUAAUGGGUUAAUUUGCAUAGAGGAUAAUUAUGAAGAGUCGGUUUAUAUAUGCAAUCCAAUUACACAAGAGUACAUAUACCUUGAAAAUCCUGACACCAAAAAGUCAUAUUUAAGCAUGCAUUAUGGCUUUGGAUUUGCUGAAACAAACAACCAGUACAAGGUUGUACGUUUUUAUCUGGAUCGUUGUCUAUCAACUGAGAAUAGUUGUCCAUCAACGGAAGGCUCAUAUAAGCUUGGGAGCGAGGUUUACACGCUUGGAACAGCCACAUGGAGAGAUCUAGGGCAUAUCCCCUUUCACAUAAGUGGAUGUGAUAUUGGUAUCUAUGUUAGUGGGAACCUCCAUUGGUUAGCUGAUGAGGAUAAAAUUAUAUGUACUUUUGACUUGGACAGAGAAAUAUAUCAGCCAAUGGCAGCUGCUCCCUGGGGAAGUGAGAAUGCUUUUAGGAGCUUGGGAGUCCUUAAAGGUUGCUUGUGCAUAUGUGAUAACACACCCUACUCUGAACUUGCCAUUUGGGUGAUGAGAGACUAUGGAGUGGAAGACAGUUGGACUAAAGAAUUCGUCACCUAUACUCAUCUGAUACAUGGUGAUAUACAUACUGACAUGAUUCGAAUCCUUAAAGUUUUCAAAGAUGGAACUGUUUUAUUGUAUUCUGAGAGCUUUCAAUUGUUCACUUAUCAUCCUCAACAUCAAACUCUGCAACAUCACAUUUACCCGGGCGGUGACUUGGACACAUUUGAUGCACAGACUUACGUCCCAAAUUUUAUGAGUCUCCACAGUUUCGAAUUGGAGGAAGUCUUCGGGUGGUAGUUCUCAAGUUCACUUAUUUUACAGCAAAGGAUACUCCAAGAUUUCAACUUGUCGCCAAGGUUCUCAAAGUCAGGCACUUUGAUUACUAUUUUUAAAGACUGGUUUAUGUUUUUAAGUUUCUUUAAAUGUCCGUCUCACAUUUGUACUUCUUCUCAAAUUUCAACAAAUUCUGGAGGUUAAAUUUGCAUUCAACGCUUGGUAUUUUAUCAUCCUAAACUAUGAAAAGAGUAGUUUUUUAUUUA